AUGCAGCAGAUACCAGUGUCGAGCUGUCAGUCAAGUGGUGAUGUUCGUGGGAACCCUAAGGUUCCCCCGUCGUCCCCCGUCGUCCACCGUCGUCUCCCGUCGUCCCCCGUCGUCCACAGCCGUCCACCGUCGUCCACCGUCGUCCCCCGUCGUCCACCGCCGUCCACCGUCGUCUCCAGUCGUCCCCCGUCGUCCACAGCCGUCCACCGUCGUCCCCCGUCGUCCACCGCCGUCCACCGUCGUCCCCCGUCGUCCCCCCGUCGUCCACCGCCUUCCACCGUCGUCCAUCGUCGUCCACCGUCGUCCCUCGUCGUCCACCGCCUUCCACCGUCGUCCACCGUCAUCCACCGUCGUCCACCGUCGUCCACCGUCGUCCGCCGUCAUCCACCGUCGUCCACCGUCGUCCGAAGUCGUCCACCGUCAUCCACCGUCGUCCACCUCGUCCACCGUCAUCCACCGUCGUCCACCGUCGUCCGCCGUCGUCCACCGUCAUCCACCGUCGUCCACCGUCGUCCACCGUCGUCCACCGUCGUCCGAAGUCGUCCACCGUCAUCCACCGUCAUCCACCGUCGUCCCCCGUCGUCCACCGUCAUCCACCGUCGUCCACCGUCGUCCACCGUCGUCCGCCGUCGUCCGAAGUCGUCCACCGUCAUCCACCGUCGUCCACCGUCAUCCACCGUCGUCCGCCGUCGUCCACCGUCAUCCACCGUCGUCCACCGUCGUCCACCGUCGUCCGCCGUCGUCCGAAGUCGUCCACCGUCAUCCACUAUCGUCCGUCGUCAUCCACCGUCGUCCACCGUCGUCCACCGUCGUCCACCGUUAUCCACCGUCGUCCGCCGUCGUCCACCGUCAUCCACCGUCGUCCACCGUCAUCCACUAUCGUCCGUCGUCGUCUACCGUCGUCCACCGUCAUCCACCGUCAUCCACCGUCGUCCACCGUCAUCCACCGUCGUCCACUGUCAUCCACCGUCAUCCACCGUCAUCCACCGUCGUCCACCUGCACGAGUGCCCCAACAGUGCACGAGUGCAGCAACAGAGAGCACGAGUGCAGCACCAGAGAGCACGAGUGCACCAACAGAGUGGACGAGUGCAGCAACAGAGAGCACGAGUGCACCAACAGAGAGCACGAGUGCAGCACCAGAGAGCACGCGUGCACCAUCAGAGAGCACGAGUGCAGCACCAGAGAGCACGAGUGCACCAACAGAGAGCACGAGUGCACCAACAGAGAGCACGAGUGCACCAACAGUGCAUGAGUGCAGCAACAGAGAGCACGAGUGCAGCAACAGUGCACGAGUGCAGCAACAGAGAGCACGAGUGCAGCAACAGUGCACGAGUGCAGCAGCAGAGAGCACGAGUGCACCAACAGAGAGCACGAGUGCACAAACAGAGAGCACGAGUGCACCAACAGAGAGCACGAGUGCACCAACAGUGAAUGAGUGCAGCAACAGAGAGCACGAGUGCAGCAACAGUGCACGAGUGCAGCAACAGAGAGCACGAGUGCAGCAACAGUGCACGAGUGCAGCAGCAGAGAGCACGAGUGCACCAGCAGAGAGCACGAGUGCACCAGCAGAGAGCACGAGUGCACCAGCAGAGAGCACGAGUGCAGCAACAGUGCAUGAGUGCAGCAACAGAGAGCACGAGUGCAGCAACAGUGCACGAGUGCAGCAACAGAGAGCACGAGUGCAGCAACAGUGCACGAGUGCAGCAACAGAGCACGAGUGCACCAGCAGAGAGCACGAGUGCACCAGCAGAGAGCACGAGUGCACCAGCAGAGAGCACGAGUGCAGCAACAGAGAGCACGAGUGCAGCAACAGUGCACGAGUGCAGCAACAGAGAGCACAAAGAGCACGAGUGCACCAACAGAGAGCACGAGUGCACCAGCAGAGAGCAGGAGUGCAGCAACAGAGAGCACGAGUGCAGCAACAGUGCACGAGUGCAGCAACAGAGAGCACAAGUGCACCAACAGUGCACGAGUGCAGCAGCAGAGAGCAUGAGUGCAAUAGCAGAGAGCACGAGUGCACCAACAGAGAGCACGAGUGCACCAACAGAGAACACGAGUGCACCAACAGAGAGCACGAGUGCACCAACAGAGAGCACGAGUGCACCAACAGAGAGCACGAGUGCACCAACAGUGCACGAGUGCAGCAACAGAGAGCACGAGUGCAGCAACAGUGCACGAGUGCAGCAACAGAGAGCACGAGUGCAGCAACAGUGCACGAGUGCAGCAGCAGAGAGCACGAGUGCACCAGCAGAGAGCACGAGUGCACCAGCAGAGAGCACGAGUGCACCAGCAGAGAGCACGAGUGCAGCAACAGUGCAUGA
Messenger RNA from Procambarus clarkii (red swamp crayfish), 2322 nucleotides. The record is from RefSeq and is a predicted model, not a curated record. Lineage: Eukaryota; Metazoa; Arthropoda; Malacostraca; Decapoda; Cambaridae.